Fusarium odoratissimum NRRL 54006 is the source of this 1805-nucleotide messenger RNA. RefSeq names its product threonine aldolase. Gene Ontology annotation, cellular component: cytosol. Gene Ontology annotation, molecular function: L-allo-threonine aldolase activity. Bases 531 to 1583 code for a protein of 350 amino acids. The transcript has 2 exons. NCBI's taxonomy places the organism in Eukaryota, Fungi, Ascomycota, Sordariomycetes, Hypocreales, Nectriaceae. The record is from RefSeq and is a predicted model, not a curated record. Gene Ontology annotation, biological process: L-threonine catabolic process; glycine biosynthetic process.
CUUGAAGUUUAGUGUUGUGAGGGGGAGGCUCCAUCAAUUGAUAUCGAUAUCGCUUCCGGAGCCGAGACGGGGGCGGCAUCGGCUCUUUCAACGGCCAAGGCUCGGUGUUCCCCUCACUAUCGACACGUUUUUUGUGGAGGUUGUACCCCGUUCUACGCCCUAUAACGACUUAACUCUAUUGUUCCGUUCUGCGGAGAUUGAAACUCUUGAGUCUAAUUCGCUCUUCUAUCAUGAUGAGUCGUUCUUCUCGACUUGUCGUGUCCUCGGCAGUUCGCAACUUAUCAAAAUAUCCUCUCCGGCCUCUAUCGAUAUCUUUAACAGCACGCCCAAUUGUCUUUUCACAACGGACCUUUACCUCUUCAUCUGUCAAAAUGGGAGACGCUGUCUCUGAGAAGCCUCACAAUGCCUGGCUCGGUGCUAAAGGGCCUGCGGCGCUUGACCUCCGCAGUAUGUAGCUCACACAUGUGUUGAGAGGUCAAACUCUAACAUUGGUUGGUAUAGGCGAUGUGGUGACAACACCAACACCAGCUAUGUUGGAAGCUGUCAAAUCAUGCUCUCUACUUGACGAUGUCUUCCAGGAGGACCCUGCCACAAACGAACUUGAAGCCUAUGUUGCGGUACGCACCGGAAAGGAAGCCGGUCUUUUCGUCCUCUCAGGAACAAUGGGAAACCAGCUCGCUCUUCGAUCUCUUCUCACACAGCCUCCUUACUCAGUACUGUGCGAUUACCGUGCUCACAUCUUCACCGCUGAAGCAGGCGGCACUUCAAACCUCACAGGGGCUCAGAUUCAGACUGUUAUUCCUAAAAAUGGCAGAUACAUGACACUUGAAGAGAUUCAAGAGAAUGUGACCCUGGAUGAUGAUGUUCACGGUUGCCCUACACGUGUCAUCAGUUUGGAAAACACUCUUCACGGCAUGGUCAUGCCUCUCAGUGAAGUCAAGCGAAUUGCUGAGUUCGCUAGAGAGCACGGCAUCAGGUUACACUUGGACGGCGCACGACUAUGGGAGGCAGUCGUCUCUGGAGCAGGUUCCCUGACCGAAUACUGCUCUUACUUUGACACCAUCAGUCUAUGCCUCUCCAAGGGUCUCGGUGCCCCUGCAGGAAGUGUUAUCGUUGGCACCAAAGCCACACUGAAGCACGCUCGUUGGGUCCGCAAGUCCAUCGGCGGUGGUCUACGACAAUCCGGUGUUCUCACAUCUGCAGGACGCAUCGCUAUCGAGCAGACUUUUGGAAAGUCCCCCAACGGCCAAGAUGGGCCUCUCAAGGCGUCUCACGAGAUGGCGCGCAAGGUCGACGACCUCUGGACGAGCAUGGGUGGCACGAUUGAUGAGCCAACGGAGACUAACAUGGUGUGGUUGAACCUCAAGGCGACAGGAUGCAGUGUGAAGCGGUUCAUUGAGAUUGGUGCAGAUGCUGGGCUCAAGUUCAUGUCUAGCCGGUUGGUGACGCACUACCAGGUUGCGCAGAAUGAGGAAGAGGUUCUGAGACGGUUGAAGAUUGUGUUUGAAAAGGUUCUGGGUGAGGGAGGAGAUUCCAGUGCCCAGCAAAAGAUUGGAAAGGGCAGUGUAUAUGUGCCCCAGUAGAUGAAAGGAUAGACUGGGUAUUCGAUCUACAGCUUGCUCUUUCGGUCCUACUCCUUACACAUGUUAGUGAACUACUGUGAGACGUUUCAGCCAUCGAAAGAUUUUUAUAGUAGACUUGUCCAUAUAAGGCUGCUCUUUAGAGAUAUUUUCACAAUUAAGGUUAGAUGUUGACCGGCAGUUCUUGGUGUUAGUCACUAACGGUAUUGUCUCGGUCAAUUUCUU